Molecule: messenger RNA, 839 nt
Organism: Castor canadensis (American beaver)
Lineage: Eukaryota; Metazoa; Chordata; Mammalia; Rodentia; Castoridae
Source: RefSeq, a predicted model, not a curated record
UGGGAAGACUCUGCCUGAAGCACUUGAUUACAGCACUGUGUGGCUGCAGACAGUGCCUGGAGAAAUAGACAGCAAAAGUGGUAUUCCACCUUCUCUUGUAACACUACAAAUUAAAGACUUUCUUAAUGGACCUGAUCUCCAAACAAGAACAGAAAAAAAUGGAUGCAUUUGACGGAGGCAUAACUGAAACCUCAUCUCGGUACAGUGGUGCGCAGGACAGUGGAAUUGGCAGUGACAGCGUUAAAAUCAGAAUAGUGCAAAUAGAGCAGCAUAGUGGGGCCAGUCAGCACCGCAUUGCCCAGCCCUCUCGCCAGUCAUCAAUUGUGAAAAACCUAAAUUUUAUUCCCUUUGACAUAUUUAUUACUGCAAGUAGAAUCUCACUAAUGACCUACUCCUGUACAGCCUUACCCAAUUCAAAAUCACAAGAACAGAAGGAAGAUGAAAAAACAGGCAAGGGUUCAUUAAAUUUUCCAGAAGUUGAUUCCGAUGUUGCUAAGCCCGACCAGGCAUGUAUUUCCACAGUGACAGCAGAAGAUCUCUUAAGCAGUAGCACUCCUUUUCCUUCAAGGAAAAAAAUAGGAGUUCUUUCUCUUGAAAGUCUUCAUGCAUCCACAAGGUCAUCUGCUAGACAAGCACUUGGCAUAACUAUCGUUCGGCAGCCUGGUCGAAGAGGAACUGGUGACUUACAGCUAGAACCAUUUUUGUACUUCAUUGUGUCCCAGCCUUCCUUGCUUCUAAGUUGUCAUCACAGAAGACAGCGAGUGGAAAUAUCCAUUUUUGAUGCUGUGCUUAAAGGGUGGCCUCUGAUUACAAAUGUACAGUGCAGUACUGUUGUUUGA